AUGGAAACUGAAAGGUUCAGUGCGGCGAUCGCUGGCAGCAGCCGUGAUGAAAACUGGCGACGGAAGUGCGGCUGUCUCCGAACCAGCGAUAAACUGAAGAAGCUUCUAGAACAGUUUCCAGCUGCACCACCACCGACGCCGCUUGUUGAUGUGUCUUUAACACCCUUAAAACACACAUGCAUAUCCGCGUAUUGUACACAAGUUAACCAUCCGCCAUUCAGUCAAGCAGAUGAGAUCACUAGACCACGACUAAGGUCUUUGGAAAAAGACGUACCUUUAAAGAAGGGUGUUAGUAAGCCUUGGAGAUUAAUACAGGAGUUGGUGCAACUACUUCAGUUCUCUGUAACCACGACCGCAGUAGCUUUAUACUACCUUAUAUAUUGUUAUAUGCAGCUCAUUUACUAUGCUCUGUGGAGUGCCAUUUAUUUUCACAAUGCAGAUGGGCCGAUGAAGCUUACGAUCGGAGUUAUAGCUAUCACGUCGCUUGUGAAUGCGAACGCAGUGUCUCGAUCUUCACAAGAAUCUUCGGCGGAGUCGUCAGAAUUUUCAACAGACAAUGCAUUAUCUUCAGAGCUACAUGAAGGUUCCGGUGACGAACCACAACCGGUGUUCACGAAGAUAAAGAAUCAAACGAGGGACGCUCUUAAAACAGAUGGCAGUGAACAAGAUCCGGUGUUUCUGUCAGAUAAGAACAACUACAUCCCUGUGAGUAUAAAACCUCGUUCGCCCUCCUCGGAGGUGGCUUGGCGGGAACCUCCGGCGUGGGAGCGUGAGUACAGACGACAUCGCACCAAUGGCAGCCGAGUGCAAUAUAUUGAAGCGGAAUGCCAAGAUGACUUCAUGAAAAUACGGGUCGGUUUCAACGGUUCGUUUUCGGGAUUAGUUUAUUCCGCAGGUUAUUCGUAUGAUCCCGACUGUAUGUACAUAAACGGGUCGGGUCGUGACUAUUAUGAGUUCUACAUUCAGCUAAAUCGUUGUGGGACUUUGGGAAGAAACGGACAGCACGACGACACGAGAAAGCAUCCCACGAAGAACCUCAUGUGGAACACGAUAACAGUGCAAUACAACCCGUUGAUCGAGGAAGAAUUGGACGAGCACUUCAAAGUUACUUGCGAGUACGGCUACGACUUCUGGAAGACUGUCACCUUUCCUUUCCUUGAUGUGGAGGUAGCUACUGGCAACCCAGUGGUGUUCACGCUGCAGCCCCCCGAAUGCUACAUGGAGAUCCGAUCUGGUUACGGUGCCACAGGCGCUCGGGUGGCUGGCCCCGUGCGAGUAGGAGACCCUCUUACCUUGCUCAUCUAUAUGCGAAGUGCUUAUGAUGGGUUCGAUAUUGUGGUGAAUGACUGUUUCGCACACAACGGAGCAGCAAAACGGAUACAGCUUAUUGACGAAUUAGGAUGUCCAGUAGACGAUAAGCUGAUCUCCCGGUUUCGGGGCUCCUGGUCGGAGUCAGGAGUGUUUGAAACGCAAGUCUACGCCUACAUGAAGACCUUCAGAUUCACAGGAUCACCAGCGCUGUACAUAGAAUGCGAUGUUAGGAUGUGUCACGGACGGUGUCCGUCUCAGCCGUGUCAUUGGCGUAACAUGAAGAACGUGCGUCGUCGUUCGGUCGAUGAAGCCGCGAGCGUGGCGCCCCGGCUAUCAGAAAACAUCUCUCUCUUUCAGUCCUUGCGAGUUUUGCAAGAGGGUGAGGAGGACGAAGAAUUUUCUAAAGCUGUUGCAAACGGUCAAACUUGCAUGAAAACUUCAGCUCUAUCGGCAAUGAUAGUCUCCUGCGGGUUGCUCAUAGCUGCGUUGAUAGCCGCUUUACUAGUUGCAGCACGCGGCUGGCGUCGCAGCGAGAGAAGAACGCCCCUCCAUGCUUACGUGCCUCAUAAGGGUCGCAUAAAGUAA
Molecule: messenger RNA, 1896 nt
Organism: Leptosia nina
Lineage: Eukaryota; Metazoa; Arthropoda; Insecta; Lepidoptera; Pieridae
Source: the annotation of a GenBank genome assembly